GCUGUAGAGAGUCUGGCAACCUGUGUGGCGCUUCGUUUCUUUCUCCAUGUGUUUUGGCCAACGUUGAUUUUGGCACGUGGUGAGCGUCCGGCACGUUUUCGGCGUUAACAUUUGAUAAAGUGCCAUGAGCUUUGGUGGUGGCGGAAACUUCCGUGGAGGCCGUGGAGGCUUCCGCGGUGGUAGUGGCGGCGGCGGUGGUGGCUUUCGAGGUGGCGGCGGCUUUCGAGGCGGCAGCGGUGGUGGCUUUCGUGGAGGCCGUGGAGGUGAUAGGGGUGGGUUUGGUGGUCGUGGAGGAGGCCGUGGCGGCAGAGGUGGAGGUUUUCGGCGCGACUUUGACAUGGCGCCUCCCGACGAGGUUGUUGAGUUUGCUUACCUGAGCCACCCAUGCCAGGAUGACUUGGUGGCCAAAGUGACCGAAGAACGGGUGCCUUUCUUUAAUGCUCCACUUUACUUGGAAAACAAGCAGCCGAUUGGCAAAGUUGAUGAGAUCUUUGGUCCUAUCAAAGACUAUUACGUCUCCGUCAAGCUUCAGGAGGACGUAAAGGCCAGCUCAUUCAGCAAAAAGCAAAAGUUCUACAUAGACCCCCGCAAGCUGACACCGCUAGCGAGGUAUCUACCUGGCUACCAGCAGAACCGUGGCGGCGGAAGAGGAGCUGGGGGCAGAGGUGGAGGCCGUGGCGCACCCCGUGGACGUGGUGGAUUUGGUGGACGCGGUGGUGGUGGUGGAUUUGGAGGCCGAGGAGGCGGGGGAUUUGGAGGCCGAGGAGGUGGUGGAUUCGGAGGCCGAGGCGGCGGUGGAUUUGGAGGCCGGGGAGGCGGCGGGUUUGGAGGUCGAGGAGGAGGUGGAUUUGGGGACAGGGGUGGAGGCGGUGGAUUUAGAGGAAGAGGUGGCUUUGGUAACAGGGGAUUCUCCAGGUCAUGAUCCAAGUACUGUUGCUUCAACUCAAAGCAACACUUGGCAUUGUAUAGGAACAGUUUUUUCUGAACUGUGUCAUUUUAUUUUUCAAACGACUGCACCUAUGAAUAAAGGUGCCCCACUACUUUUACAAGGA
Rhipicephalus sanguineus (brown dog tick) is the source of this 1052-nucleotide messenger RNA. It is a transcript of the gene Gar1, whose product is annotated as H/ACA ribonucleoprotein complex subunit 1. The transcript is spliced from 6 exons. The coding region runs from base 125 to 922 and encodes 265 amino acids. Gene Ontology annotation, biological process: snoRNA guided rRNA pseudouridine synthesis; ribosome biogenesis. The record is from RefSeq and is a predicted model, not a curated record. Lineage: Eukaryota; Metazoa; Arthropoda; Arachnida; Ixodida; Ixodidae. Gene Ontology annotation, molecular function: box H/ACA snoRNA binding. Gene Ontology annotation, cellular component: box H/ACA snoRNP complex.